CGCCGCCCCCCCACCCCACCCCCGGCCCCCUGCUGCCCAUGAACAACCAGGCGCGGGCCCCAAACCCCUCCCCGGCCCGGGUCUUGGCCUUGGUCCGGGCUUCGACCCCGGUCAGGUCCUCGAUCCCGGUCCGCAUCCCAACUCCUGCCCGGGCCUCGACCCCAGCCCGCACCCGGAAUCCCACCCAGACCCCGGUCCGGGCCCCGAAUCCCGUCCAGAUCUCGGCCCGGGCCCCGAAUCCCGCCCAGACCCUUGUCCGGGCCCCGCGUCCCGUCCAGAUCCCGGCCCGGACCCCAGAUCCCCCCCAGACCUCGACCCCGGGCCGGGCCCCGAAUCCCGUCCAGAUCUCGGCCCCGGCCCGGGCCCAGAGUCCCGCUCAGACCCCGACUCCUGUCCAGACCCCGGCCUCAGCCUGGACCCCCACUCUCGUUCAGACCCCGACUCCGGUCCAAACCCCAACCCCAGUCUGGACUGAGACUCCUGUCCAGACCCCGACUGCUGUCGGGACUCCGACCCGGGUCCAGACCCUGACUCCAGUACAGAUCCCGACCCGGGUCCGGACGCCCACUCCGAUCAGGACCCCGACUCUGGCCCGGAUCCCAGCCCCAGCCUCAUUCCCAGUCGGGGUCCCGAUCACGGCCGUUGCCCCUGCGUCGGAAUCCUUAGGGAACUCAGCCCCACCUUUGGAUCCACCCUCAGAAUCUGCUCCGGAGCCCCCUGUGUGGCCGGACAGGGAUCUUUCACCGACACCCAGUGUGAAGCACUUCCCAUCAGUCGCCAAUGGAUUCGGCUCCAUCACCCAAGAGUCCCUUCCUGCGCUCACUCCAACGGCCGCUGAUUUCCUGGGGCCCACCCUUGGGUCAACCUCGAGGGCAGACUCAUCAGCCACCAAGUUGAUGGAUUCCACUCCCGAUUCUAUUCCGGCGCCCAUCCUGGAGACCGACUCCUUCGCCACCGCUUUCACCUCCACCUUGGAGAACUUACCGGAGGACAGCAAGAUCCUGAUUCGAGUGAUCUACUGCGGCCUCUGAAGCUACAGCCUUCGGUACAUUCUACUGAGAAAGAGUCUGGAGCUACAAUUUCCAAAUUGUCUACGCUUUGAGGAGGAAAGAUCUGCCCAGGCUACAGGGGAGUUUGAAGUGUUUGUGGAUGGAAAACUGGUCCAUUCAAAGAAGAAAGGCGAUGGCUUUGUGGAUGAGGCCAGGCUGCAGAAGAUUGUGAGCGUUAUCGAUGAGGAAAUUAGGAAAAGGUAGCAGGCAACCGGCCGAAGGUGAGUUGUAAAGCUGUGCCACCCAAUAACAGCCUACGGCUUUUCAACUUACGGAGCCUCAGCAGGAUGCCGAGAAGGGCUGAAAUGUUGCCAAGUCAGGUCCUUUUCUGAUGGUAGCUGGGGCUGGGGCGAGUCGGGGAGGGGUGAAAACGGAAAUAAAUACAAUCUGCCUCUCUG
Neofelis nebulosa (Clouded leopard) is the source of this 1447-nucleotide messenger RNA. RefSeq names its product selenoprotein V (gene SELENOV). Gene Ontology annotation, biological process: response to selenium ion. The record is from RefSeq and is a predicted model, not a curated record. Gene Ontology annotation, cellular component: cytosol. NCBI's taxonomy places the organism in Eukaryota, Metazoa, Chordata, Mammalia, Carnivora, Felidae. The transcript is spliced from 7 exons.